This is a messenger RNA of Amphiprion ocellaris (clown anemonefish), 3201 nucleotides long. RefSeq names its product glycine receptor, alpha 4b (gene glra4b). NCBI's taxonomy places the organism in Eukaryota, Metazoa, Chordata, Actinopteri, Pomacentridae. Gene Ontology annotation, molecular function: chloride channel activity; transmembrane signaling receptor activity; glycine binding. The transcript is spliced from 10 exons. Gene Ontology annotation, cellular component: plasma membrane; neuron projection; synapse. Gene Ontology annotation, biological process: chloride transmembrane transport; chemical synaptic transmission; regulation of membrane potential. Bases 193 to 1635 code for a protein of 480 amino acids. The record is from RefSeq and is a predicted model, not a curated record.
AGAAAAAAAAAACUUCCCUGGGAUUUUGAAUUAUACAGCAGCAGCUUCCUGUAUUUUACACCUGCAGAGAGGGAGGGAGGCUCAUCUGAGUUCAGAAGACUGAGUCUGACUGGAGGAGCAACAAGAAGUUCCCUGCAUCUCCGAUUUCUUUCUCUCCAAUUUCAGUUCUUACUGUCUCUCUGCCAACUAAGAAUGCUACUGCACAUCUUCCAUUUGUGGACUUCAUUUGGAAUUUUUCUACAAGGCAGGUCUGUGCUCUGCAAGGAGAUGAAGUUCCCCAGCAGGGCACCGAAGCCCCCCUCUCCGUCUGACUUUCUGGACAAACUGAUGGGACGGACGUCUGGCUAUGACGCUCGCAUCAGACCAAAUUUCAAAGGUCCUCCUGUCAAUGUCACCUGUAACAUCUUCAUCAACAGCUUCGGAUCCAUCACUGAAACUACUAUGGACUACCGGCUCAACGUAUUUCUACGGCAGCAGUGGAAUGACCCCCGACUGGCAUAUAAGGAGUACCCAGAUGAUUCCCUGGACUUGGACCCCUCGAUGUUGGACUCCAUUUGGAAGCCUGACCUGUUCUUUGCAAAUGAAAAAGGAGCAAACUUCCAUGAGGUCACAACAGACAACAAACUGCUUCGGAUUUUCCAGAAUGGAAAUGUCCUCUACAGCAUCAGGCUCACGCUCACUCUUUCCUGUCCCAUGGAUCUGAAAAACUUCCCCAUGGACAGCCAGACGUGCACGAUGCAGCUUGAAAGCUUCGGCUACACUAUGAAUGACCUCAUUUUUGAGUGGCUGGAUGUGGGAGCAGUGCAGGUUGCUGAUGAUCUGAUGCUCCCUCAGUUUGUGCUAAAAGAGGAGAAAGGCCUCGGCUACUGCACCAAGCACUACAACACAGGUAAAUUCACCUGCAUCGAAGUCAAGUUCUACCUGGAGCGCCAAAUGGGCUACUACCUGAUCCAGAUGUACAUACCGAGCCUGCUCACCGUCAUCCUGUCCUGGGUGUCGUUCUGGAUCAAUAUGGACGCGGCACCGGCCAGAGUGGGACUGGGAAUCACCACGGUGCUCACCAUGACGACGCAGAGCUCUGGCUCCAGGGCGUCCCUGCCAAAGGUGUCCUACGUCAAAGCCAUAGACAUCUGGAUGGCAGUGUGUCUUCUCUUCGUAUUCGCUGCACUCCUGGAGUAUGCAGCUGUUAAUUUCGUUUCACGUCAGCACAAGGAGUUCUUCAGACUGAGGAAGAAGCUCAAAGAGCAACAGCGGCAGAGAGCUCAGGCAAGCACCGGUGACAGUAAGGCAAAAGGAAACAACAUGUCAGGAAACAAUGCUCCUCAUGGGAACGCAGCCCAGCAGUGCAGCGCCUGUGCCAGGGAGGAGGAGCUGGCACAGCAGGGCUUUCUCUUCCAGAGUUAUGGACUGGCACUGUCAACAGGUAGUGCACCAGAAAUGGAUGCAACACCGGUGUUUGCUGAUUUGCCUCCUGGUUUGGGUUUCUACGACAUACGCAGGCGCUUCGUGGAUCGGGCGAAAAGGAUCGACACCAUCUCCCGAGCUGUUUUCCCAAUGAGUUUCCUCAUGUUCAAUGUCCUCUACUGGCUCACCUACAAAGUUCUACGACAUGAAGACGUCCAAGCCACACUGUGACAAUGUACAGACUGGGGACUACGACCACGGUGGAUUCUUUAAAUUCUGCUCUCUUCACUGAAACAUUUACAGGCUGAGAGUUCUCAGCUGAGCCAUGCAAGAUGCGUUAUGACUGCAUGUCCAGUGCCACUGGGAAAUUCCAUGACAUGGGAGAGUCCAUCGGUUUCUUUAAAUUUUUAAUACUUUCAAAGAAAUGCACUUUUUAUUAGUUCUGAUGCUUUACUCCAUCAGUUUACUGUGUGUGUGUGUACAGUUUGCAUCUCAAUGAUGUCAAUUCACACUUUUAUGGAAACAUUGCUCUAUGUGCAAUUACUGUACUUUCACUUGUAUUUGGACUGCAGUGCAUCUUUACCAGGUCCACACUUUCUACUGUGCACUAAUUUUACAGGUGUUAUAGUUGACGGAGUCCAAAAUUACAUGUCACAGAUUAUCACAGGGGUAAAACGUAUAUCACUACAGUUAUCUCUGUAGUGUUUCUCACCUUAACUAUGUUUUAUAGUCCUAGGGAAGAGAUUGAUAUAUUAUUUUAGGUCCAUUUUAGGCUGCAGAACUCAAGGAUUGAAUGCUAUUUUUUCAUGACAAACAUAUUUUUAUCUUUCAUAGCAGUUAUUAGUUUAAGAACCUUCCAAUAGAAGACCUAUCUGUAAUAGAGACUGAAAUUAUAUGUUUUUGAAAUGUGUUUGUUCAUAAAAUAUCCCUAAAAUUAACUUAAAAGAAAAAUAUUUACUGCCAUCACUGUACAUUGAUAUAAUGCCAUGGAAGGCACAUAAUCAAUUUUUAAAAUUGCUAUUAUUGUUAUUAUUAUUAGCCGAAUCAUCAAUAUUCAAUCAGUCAACAACAAUAAGAGUAACAACAUGCUGAUGUAAUUAAUAUAGCAUUUUUAGACACUAAUGAGCUCUGGAGAGUGGUGAAUUAUGACAAUUAGCUUUCAUUGACAGUACAUCAACUACUUACAUCAACCGUACCAGUCACUUUGAAAUGUCCUUAUUUUUGAAAGAAAAGCAUUUUUUUUUAAAACAAUGAAGAUAACAUUAAAUUAAUCAGAAAUCCAGUUCGUUGUUAAUGUGGUAAAUGACUAUUCUAGCUGGAAACAGCUGAUUUUUAAUAGAAUAUCUCCACAGGGGUACAGAGGAACAUUUCCAGCAACCAUCACUCCUGUGUUCUAAUGCUACAUUGUGUUAGCUAAUGGUGUUGAAAGGCUAAUUGAUGAUUAGAAAACGCUUGUGCAAAUAUGUUAGCACAUGAAUAAAAGUGUGAGUUUUCAUGGGAAACAUGAACUUGCCCCCAAAACCUUUGAAUGGUAGUGUACAUCAAAAAAUGUUUUAUUCACUUUGUUGGAAACUGGCUUACUUGAUUGCAGGAAUGGCUUAUGAGAUGGUUAUUAAAGAUACUGCUUAGUGUGUACAAGCUUGCAGAAUGGGUGUGGUAUUGGUGUUUAAAUAGCCCAGCUAAGUUUGAUAGCAAGAGUAAAUUGUCCCUGUGCUUUGUUUCUUAAGAAAAAAAAUAUCCCUGGACCAUUUUGUUGGUACAUCUGAAUAAAGAGAUGCUUUAAUUUUGAACACUGAA